Messenger RNA from Aspergillus tanneri, 1476 nucleotides. Its product is annotated as GNAT family N-acetyltransferase. Bases 1 to 1476 code for a protein of 491 amino acids. Gene Ontology annotation, biological process: siderophore biosynthetic process. The record is from RefSeq and is a predicted model, not a curated record. NCBI's taxonomy places the organism in Eukaryota, Fungi, Ascomycota, Eurotiomycetes, Eurotiales, Aspergillaceae. The transcript has 2 exons.
AUGCGUCACCAAACCUGUCACCUGCCCAAUGGGCAGCUUUUCACCGUCACCCCCGUUUUCGGUGGCGUCAUGUUCAAGUCCAAGGAUGCCCAUUCCACCAGCUCCAUCCUCCCUCCCGGCUGGACCAUUGUACUUUCCACUGAACAUCAGAGUGGCCAGUCGACUCAGGAAUCCGGUUCAUUGGAGGGAGUCGCUGAUCAAGCGCAGGAAACCGGACAGAAAGAUGCACACGCCACACAGACGCGAUUCACAACGCCAACCCUUCGAGACGACAAUCUGUAUAUCUCCUACAUAGUCAAUCCGUCGGAUAUCGACUACAAACCCCCCACGUCGCCGACCCGUCAGAUUGCAAUGAUGCUCUGGGUCACCCUGUGGUGGUAUUUCCACGAGCCAGAGCCGAAUCCCCAUGUCCAAACGGAAGCUUCGUCGCGCACCCCACCGACAGGCAGGCCCAAGGGAGAUUGGCGCAUCUACAUCAAACGAGAGGGCAUUUUCAAAGGGCGGAAUUUGGUGCAUAAGCUGGAACGCAUGGGGAUCAUCAGAAGCGAGGAGUCGUCCGUCGGUGCAGAUCCGUCGGAUCAGGAAGGGUGGUCCUCGAUGUUUGCGAGCAGACGCUCGUUCUGGCAGCUCGACCCCCGUCUAUUCCUUUUCACCCUAACUCCACAAUCUGGACAAACGACCCCUUCCCCUUCCCGAAGCAGUUUUUACCUCUCCGAGUCGCCUUCAUUCUCUGGAGAGUCUCUCUCCCCCUACAUCCCAACCGAAGGGCCAUAUUCUUCCAGCAGCCAUCUCCCGACGUACUUCCCACCUCCCCCAACGCAGUACACGAUCACGAAUGGACAGCGGCAUCCCAUCCGGCCCAAGCCACCCCACCAAGGCGAGGUAUUCUACGUUCGGUACAUCCCAAGCGUCCAGCAGUACCUAUCAUUCCGGGUUCCCUAUCUGUCCAAAGAUAAGAAGAACGGCACUGGCAGCAGUCCGUCGGAUCUGGAGCUCCUGCACAAAUGGAUGAACGAGCCGCGGGUGAAUGCAGCCUGGGGAGAAGGAGGGCCCAUCUCCCACCAGGAGGAGUUUCUCCGCAACAAUCUAAACAACCGACACAGUUUCCCGGUGUUUGGGUGCUGGGACGGCAAACCGUUUGGGUACUUUGAGAUUUACUGGGUCAAGGAAGAUCGACUGGGGCCACUUAUCGGCAGCGCCGGCAACUAUGAUCGGGGGAUCCAUCUGCUGGUGGGAGAGCAGGAAUUCCGAGGGGCACAUCGGGUUGUGAUAUGGCUAGAUGCGUUGGUGCACUAUUGUUGGCUGGCCGAUAUGCGCACCGAGACGGUCAUGUUGGAACCGCGGGUGGAUAAUGCAAAGGUCAUCGAGUAUCUCCAAACGUCGGGCUUUUACAAGGAAGGCGAGGUCACCUUCCCACAUAAACAGUCAGCUGUGAUGAAGAUCAAACGAGAUUCGUGGGAGGCUCCAACGGUAUAG